GUUGAGGGCUGCACAAGCUCCGGCAGAGCUCCUCGCAGCAAUCAAGGCCUUGGACGAGGACGCUGUGCGGGCGCUGCUCAUCGAAGCUGUGCUUACUCCGCCCGAUGCCUCUAUUGCAGAAGGUUUCCUAGCUGAGUCUGAGGAAAGAAGGACCCGAGCCGAGCGCGACGGAGCCUUGCUUGAAUUCGGCUUCCCCGACCUCGACCGACGAGCGUUCUUCCAGGCUUCGGUCGCCGUGGCAUCCUUUCUCACGGAUCAGUACCGGAUGCACGAGGGCAGCGAUUUCAAGCUGAAGGUCAUCAAGGCGGCCAACUCCGUUUUGGUGACGUUUAGAAGCGCUGAAUAUGCGCAGGCCGUGCGAGAGACGACUAUUGACUUAGCCAAGCAGCUCGACGCCGGCAGCACCAGCGCCCAGGCGCUGCUGCGAGCAGAGCUCCGAAGCUCUCAUGGCCCUGCCUUCAGCGCAGAAGCUGACGAGCUUCUCUCGAGCCUUCGGCAGGAUGCCGAGGCGCUGCGCGAGAAGCCUUUGCGGGCUGUGCGAGGAAGCAGUCCGGAGCGCCGCCGCUCGUGCUCGCGGCGAGCUGCCGAGCACGAGGACGGGGCCGAGCCCUCUUUCUCGGGCUUCGACGGAGGCUGCAGCGACAGGUGCAAAGGAGGGGUUGCAACGGAUUCGCGCCAGAUUCAGCAAGCGGAAGUCUACCGAGUCGAACAUCGACAGUGGGAGCCUGCAGCAAAGGAAAAGGAGGUGGCAAAGUUUCACCAGGAUGCUCAGGAUUAUGGGGUGCGAGAUGCUCUCGGCUUUGAGGUGCUGGUGCUUCCGCGCGGCGCUGCCUUUGAGCUUCAACGAGACACAGCGAGGGCAAAGACCUUCCGAGACGACCUCAGGACCUUCGCGCGGAACUUCCGCAUCCAAGCCGAGCUUGUUGGCUUGGACAAGGCUUCGUCCACCAAGACACGAGAGAAAAGGCUCCAAAACCUUCUCAACUAUCACUUCCCGCUGGGAGCUCAAGCUUCCAACUCUGCCUGGCUAAGCCUUGUUCUUCCUAGGCGGGAGGUGCGGCUUCGAGUCGCCGAGUCUCCGCCUCGGUCGGGAGCCGGCAUCGACCUGACGCCCAGCGAUCGCGGGUUUCAGGUCGACCACGUGGAGGAAUUCCCGGGACAGGACUUCUCGGCUGGGGAGGUCAUCCUGGCCAUCAACGGCCACAAGCUCUCUGGUCUCUCUGAAGACGAAGAAGAGACUUUCGGAGCUCACUUUGGGGACGGUGCCAGCCCCCGGCCAUGGAAGCACCGAGUGGAUACCCGGAUGUCCCACCUUCGCGUCCCUCUGCCGCCGCCGGCCGGGAUCUUCAGAGAUCCCGGUUGGAGAAUGCCUGCCUGUACUGCUGAGGCAUUGGGGAUGGCCGCGAUCAUGGAAAAUCAGGUGGAAGAAAUGCGCAAGCUGCUCAGCAGAUUCAAGGUAUGUGCAAACCCGGCAGCUGCCGGCAUCGGAGCAGAUGUGGAUGCAGGUGCCCUUCCAGGGCAUGCAGACAUCCUGAUCUUUGGGCCCAGUGGAAGUGGGAAGAGCAGCCUUAUCCGCACCUUUUACAUGGCGCUGCACAAGACGCAGCAGGUUCCUGCAGACUUUGCGGACAGGAUUAUUGUCAAGGACACAGCCAUGAACGAAGGCACUCUCAAAUACAUUUCUGCCGUCAUCAAGCCGGCGAAACUAGACCACCGAGGUAACAUCCUCUCGUCCUCGAUCUUGUGCCACGACACUCGAGGCCAGAUUUGGAUGGACGAACGAGAGCAGAAGCAGCUCAGCGUCAUCAUGGAUGGGAACGUGAAGGACGACUCCAUGGUGCAGCAACGAAACUACAGGUAUGCGAGAUUGCUCUGGGAGUUCUGGAAGAGAGACUCCGAGCUCUUCCCUCCCGAGAUUCUGGCCAACAAGCGGGGGGUCCACAACCAGCCCCACGCCGUUCUCUUCGUCUUCGAUGGGUCCAUGGAGGAGAUUCCCGAUGGGGAAGAGGAGACAAAGUUCUACAGGGAGAUCAUCCAAAUGUGCCGCGAGAAAGGCUACACCAACCCACAGGCCUCCAAGUAUCAAAGAUGGACACCCCUUGUCUUGCGAUAUGUGUCCAGCUGCUCAUUUGCCUGA
This is a messenger RNA of Symbiodinium necroappetens, 2137 nucleotides long. NCBI's taxonomy places the organism in Eukaryota, Dinophyceae, Suessiales, Symbiodiniaceae. The record is from the annotation of a GenBank genome assembly.